AUGUCUGAACAACCCCCCAUCGCCUUUAUCGGCCUCGGCGCCAUGGGCUUCGGCAUGGCCACCCACCUCGUCAAACGCGGCUACCCCGUCACCGGCUUCGACGUUUGGGCCCCGACUCUCGAACGCUUCCAGGCCGCCGGCGGCCACGCCGCCACGACCCCCGCCGCCGCCGUCGCCGACAAGCCUUUCUGCGUCUGCAUGGUCGCCACUGCCCAACAGGCCCAGGCCGUGCUCCUCGAAGGGCCCGACGCAGCCGUGCCAGCUUUACCGCAGGGCGCUGCUUUGCUCCUGUGCUCGACCGUGCCAUGCGAUUACGUCCAGUCGCUCGAGCGGCAGCUUGUCGAGGCCGGUCGCGGAGAUAUUUUGCUGGUGGAUGCGCCUGUGUCGGGGGGUGCCGCACGCGCGGCCGAGGGCACCUUGUCCAUCAUGGCUGGGCUGUCUGAGGCUGCGGAGGCAAAGGCGAAGCCGAUCCUGUUGGAACUAGCCGACCCGGCGAAGCUGUUCAUCGUGCCCGGUGGUGUUGGCGGCGGGAGCAACCUCAAGAUGGUCCACCAGGUGCUAGCGGCGUGCCAGAUCCUGGCCGCAUCCGAGGCGAUGGGCUUCGCACAGGCGCUCGGGCUGGACCUAGCCGUCGCGCAAAAGGCCGUCGAGCAGUCUGACGCGUGGAACUUUAUGUUUGAGCACCGCACACCGCGCAUGCUGACCCAGUUCAAGCCCAUCGCCAGCGCUGUCAACAUCAUCGUCAAGGACACCAAGAUCAUCACCGCCGAGGCCCGCCGCAGCGGGUUCCCUGUGCCCAUGACCACCCGCGCCGAGGAGGGGUACCAGCAGGCCGUCGACAAGGGCUACGGCCUGGACGACGACAGCAGCCUGCUGCGCUUGUACACCGAGGUGCCGCGGGACGGCGCCCAAGAGAGCUCCGCCCAAACGGACGAGGCGAAACUAGCGCUCGUUAUUGACCUGCUCAAGGCCAUCAACCUGUGCGCCGCGGCCGAGUCGCUGUCCUUCUCGAGCGCCGUCGGCCUUGAUCUCGACCAGGUCCUGAACCUGUGUGUUGACGCCGCGGGGGCUAGCAAGGGGCUCAAGGUCCACGGCCCGGGUCUCAUCAGCGCCAUCAACGCCGGUGCCGAGUCGAAGAGCUGGGGCCCCAAGGAGGGCGAGCCGACUGUUGAGGAGUUUGCCAACAAGCUGGGGGCUGCGUUGCUCGAGGCUGGGCGGGUAAAGGUGUCCCUGCCAUUGGGAGCGAAAGCCCUGGAGAUUUUUGGUCAGGCGUCCAAAUUUGGGUCGAACCUCGGCGUGACGUCGAUUGUGAAUGUGUGGCCGAGAAACGUGUUAAGCACUUGCCCCACCUUCCCUUUCUUGAUAUUAAACCCCAUUCGCGACGCUUGCUCAAAUCCCGCGGCCCUUCGCCCCCACUUUAUGACACACGGGCUGCCAACUGCAGACCCAGCGGAGACGGACAAGUGCCACUGGUGCCAGCUCCGGUCCUUCGCUACCCAUAAAACCCUUCCUGUCAGCAUUUUCAACGACUUGAACGAUGAGGUGGUUAACCCCAAGUUCCGAUUCAUCGAAGAAUCCGAGCUCACCCCGGACGUGCCCGUGGCCGAGGACUCGUUCCGCGCCGGCUGUAACUGCACCGACGACAAAGAAUGCAUGUACAGCACCUGCCAAUGUCUCGACGAGAUGGACCCAGACAGCGACGAGGACGAUGACCAGGACUUCACCUCCACAGCAACCAACCGACGGAAACGCUUUGCCUACCACUCCAAGGGCCACCGGGCCGGCCUGCUCCGGCGCAGGAUCCUCAUGAGCCGCGAGCCCAUCUACGAAUGCCACGAAGGCUGCAGCUGCUCGCUAGCCUGCCCCAACCGGGUCGUCCAGCGCGGCCGUACCGUGCCGCUGCAAAUUUUCCGGACUGAAGACCGCGGCUGGGGCGUGCGCAGCGGCCACGACAUCCAGCGGGGCCAGUUUGUCGACCGCUACCUCGGUGAGGUCAUUACGAGCGAGGAGGCCGACCGCCGGCGUGCCGAGUCGACUAUUUCCCGCCGCAAGGACGUCUAUCUCUUUGCCCUAGACAAGUUCUCGGACCCGGACUCGCCGGACCCCCUGCUAGCGGCCGCGGCGUUUGAGGUCGACGGGGAGUGGAAGAGCGGGCCGACCCGGUUCAUCAACCACAGCUGCGAGCCCAACAUGCGUAUAUUUGCGCGUGUUGGCGACCACGCGGACAAGCAUAUUCACGACCUGGCGCUGUUUGCCAUUCGGGAUAUUCCCGCGGGCGAGGAGCUGACGUUCGACUACGUGGAUGGGCAAGGCAGUAUGGACACGGAUGCGGAUGACCCGUCCAAGGUUAAGGAUAUGACGAAGUGCAAAUGUGGUACCAAGAGCUGUAGGGGAUUUUUGUGGUGA
Molecule: messenger RNA, 2406 nt
Organism: Dichotomopilus funicola
Lineage: Eukaryota; Fungi; Ascomycota; Sordariomycetes; Sordariales; Chaetomiaceae
Exons: 5
Coding region: 1-2406 (801 amino acids)
Cellular component (GO): nucleus
Molecular function (GO): NAD binding; zinc ion binding; oxidoreductase activity
Source: RefSeq, a predicted model, not a curated record